AUCUAUGUGGUUUUGCUGGCAGAUCUGACGAGAAAAAUGGAAGCUAUCGUGCGAUUUGAGAAAACGAAUGCCCUCAGCCUUUCUUCCAAGACUAAUCAAGGACUGUUUGCACAGACUAAACGGUCAUUAAAAGUGCAUAAUGGAAAAAACCUCACUGUGUCCAAACCUCAAGCACUUAGGAAGGUUCUGGGGAACCUUAACAAACAAGUGGAACCCAAGAAAUCUGCAGCAGCAAAGGCCAAAAAGAUCAACUUGCCGAAGCAAAGAAGUGAGGAGUAUCCUGCCAUUGAAACCUUUAUCCCAUAUAACCCUUUAGAUUUUGAAAGCUUUGGGGUACCUGAAGAACACAACCUCAGUGAUAUCUGUCUUGCUGGUAUUUCACUUUUCAUUGCAAGGGAUGAUGCAAUUAGAUUUGAUGCACUUACCGGUUCUGGUCUUUACACGAUGGAAAAUCAAGAAAUAAAUUAUGAUUGCUUUGAGAUGUCCAUCCCUCUAUAUGAAGACAUCAAUGUUGGCUUUCCUCUUCUGUGUGACUUUUAAUUAUUAAUCUGUAUAUGUUUGUCCUAUUUAAAUAAAAUCUUAACCUACCUGGGCUUUUAAUCAGCAGUUGCUGUGGAUUUAUUAAACUUUACCUAUACUGUUUACUGUUGUGA
Molecule: messenger RNA, 653 nt
Organism: Bufo bufo (common toad)
Lineage: Eukaryota; Metazoa; Chordata; Amphibia; Anura; Bufonidae
Product: securin-like
Exons: 5
Coding region: 37-540 (167 amino acids)
Biological process (GO): chromosome organization
Cellular component (GO): nucleus; cytoplasm
Source: RefSeq, a predicted model, not a curated record